AUGCACAAGCAGUUUGUCAUGUUCGACAUAUAUCUGGCCACCUCAGGUUGGCACGCCUACUCACUUGAACCGGAAGAAUACGUCUUCAUGGCACUCUCCGUCAUCUAUGAUGUCUACUACAUCGGCCGGGCUAUUACACUACAAACUAACAAAGUAAUCCGUGGGAGCUAUAUGCAAGAAAAAAACUGCGAUACUAUUCUUAUUGGUAUUCGGGCUGCUGAUGAGUCCCCGGUAGAGACGAGACGCGUGUACAGCCUGCUGAUGAGUCCCCGAUUUCCCUGCUUAAACUUCAAUGGAGGAAAUAGAUUGAGAAUGGAACUGAGGUUAGGAACAAAGGUAAGAGUUGUGGUCUCCGUCUUCGGCCUGCUAGUAGCUCUGGUUUGCGUCGUAAUAUUUUCAAUUCAAAAAUUAUUAUACACAGUUCUGUGCACCAUCAUAAAUGUGCAGUAUCUGAGAAACAAGUGCAAGGGUGGAUACAAAUUCUUGCAGGCCAUGACGUUCAUUAGCCUUCCUGGAAUAAUUGUUUCUGCAUUUGGACUGUUUGCAUAUCUUGUUUGUGGCUUUCUCGUUUACAAAAGCAAGUCUUUUAGCAAAAGAUAUUCUCUCAAAUCAUUAUUUCAAUUAAUAUUAAAUGCAGUGGCGUAG
Molecule: messenger RNA, 645 nt
Organism: Helobdella robusta
Lineage: Eukaryota; Metazoa; Annelida; Clitellata; Rhynchobdellida; Glossiphoniidae
Exons: 4
Coding region: 1-645 (214 amino acids)
Source: RefSeq, a predicted model, not a curated record